AUGUGGAAGAGCUGGGUAGAUUCAAUCAAAUAUCUCAGAAUGGGACUCAGAGUGCACAUUGCAGAUGAGAAGACAACAAAGAUUUGGAGGAAUCCAUGGAUACCUACACUUCUUGAAUUCAAAGCAAGAACAUGUGAGCAUAAUGCCAAUGGUCUAGAAUGGGUGAGCCAGUUGAUGAUGAAUGAUGGAAAGGAGUGGAACAACCAACUUAUUGAAAAUAUUUUCUCUAAGGCAAAGGCUGAAGCUAUAUUGAAGAUUCCACUUAAGGACCAUAACAAGGCUGACUCCCUGGUUUGGAAUUUGAAUACUAAGGGAUCAUUUUCUGUAAAGUCAGCCUAUAAUAUGAUCUUAAAGAAGGAGCACACUAGAGAAAUUCAGCCGGAAUGCAGUAGUGGAGCAGGACAACAAUUGAACAUGUGGAAGAGAACUUGGUGUCUUAAGAUAGAACCAGAUGUGGGGUAUGUGAGAAGGAUGAUGAAACAGUUGGGCAUGUUUUUUUCACCUGUAGUAGGGCUAAGAAGAUAUGGAAGUUAUCUCCUUUGUCUUGGGAAGGUUUAUCUAUUGUGGUGGCUCUGGAAAACGAGAAAUUUAUGGGUGUUCGAAAAGAAAUGGUUGGAUGAAGUGGUCGUGGUGAGAAGGGCUAUUAUGGAGUGGCAGGACUCAGCUGGAUCUUAG
Striga asiatica is the source of this 675-nucleotide messenger RNA. The record is from the annotation of a GenBank genome assembly. NCBI's taxonomy places the organism in Eukaryota, Viridiplantae, Streptophyta, Magnoliopsida, Lamiales, Orobanchaceae.